UAUAAAAAAAAAAAAUGAAAUUAUAUAUAGCCUACAUUUUUUAUGUUAUAAAUUCAUUCACAUUUUAUAAUCAUUAAAUGUUGGGUAAUACUGGGUCAAAAUUGGGUAGUCAUUAUCAUCAGAAAAAAAUGAAUAACAACUGAAUAACAACAUGAUAAACUUACCUAGGCUACUUUGUACACUAGAUAGUUAGUUAGUAUUUAGUUACACAUUUACCUGGGUUGUAGUUACUAUAGACAGAAAUAAGCUAAUGGACUGUGACAGUGCUGCUUCUACUUAGAAUGUCCUCCUUCUCCCCUUCUUCUAUUUCAACCUCACUGGUUUCUUCUGUGGGAUCAUCAUGGCUUGAAGAGGGCCCUGACUCUAAGAUACAUCUUAUAAUUCAGAAUAUGUCUCAUAAUUAUCUGAACAUAUUAAACAAUGUUGUCAACAGUCUAUUUGAUUGGAUUGAGCUGGGCAUGACUAAAUAUGUAUUUGUAUGUUUUGAUUUGCUGCAUUAGCCUACAAUAAAUAGCAGCUAUUAAUCUAAGGGUAGACUACUUGUAAUUUUAGCUGACUUAAACUUAAAAUUCAGCUAAAAUGUAAGUAUCCUUAGUUUAAUGUCUGCUGUUAUUAUCAUGCUGGCAAGCAGUAUGGAAUGUUAAUCAUUGCAUUAUCUCCAUUUAUACCAUGGUCUGGGUGAAUACUCGAUUCUGAUUGGCUGGAGGGUGUAGGUUAAGGUUAAGUGUUAAUUUACACCUAGGAAAGACGUUGACCCUAUGAAGACGCUAUGGCCACGUUGCUUGGCCUCACCUGCAUACGGGAGAUAUUAAAUAGUCCGCUCAUUUUAGCUACAGUAGCGCUAGCUGCUAGGCUAGGCUUGUUAUCAGGUUGUUGGGAAAGUGUAGAGGAAGGAAUAUACCUUUCUCUGUAAAAAAACUGGGUGACAAACUGUCGACCGCUUUGAGCUCUUUCCUCUCUCUUUCCUCUCUUUCCUCCCCUGACGACCUGACUUCUUCAUUACACCGACCAGGAUACACACAAACUGACUUUAGACUGCUAGUUUAAGACACUAGCAGUCUGCACUUGCUUCUGAUCUGCCUGGCUGCUACUUUGCUCUGCAGUAGCGUAAGAUGUGGGCUGUACCAAAUAAUGAAAAAUGAGAGGGGUGAUAAUAGGGUGAAGACUUUCUAAUGAUUUUGUAAAAAUGGAGGAACAAACCACAACGAAACAAACCACCUUAAUUUGAUUUUUUUUUCUUUUUCAUAAUUUUAAUAAUACCACCAGUGUCCUCUGGGUGCCCCCCGUCAGUGCUGCGCCCCUGGAAUCAUCCUAAUUUACCCCCCCCUAAGGACGUCCCUGCACACACACACACACACACACACACACACACACACACACACACACACACACACACACACACACACACACACACACACACACACACACACACACACACACACACACACACACACACACACACACACACACACACAGCAAAUAUAUUUUUUGCAGAUAUUUGCUGUUCAUUUAAACUUGUUUAUUUGGACAAUGUAUUAGAAAGACCCCAGGCACAAUGAGAUGCAUUGUCCUUGAUUAUUGCCUCCUGAGCCACGUUUUCACCAAAUUGACCAGGAACUUUGUGUCCCAGGAACCACACCUCAAGGGACUAGUUAAAGUUACUCCUGCCCUAUGUUGUCGGUUAAUUUGAUCGUGCAAACCUCCAUACACUCUUACGAGUAAAGUGUUCCGCCAAUUCAUUGUUCAUUCAUUGUCAACCAUGGCGGGGGUAAUAAAUAUUUGAAUAUUCCUGCGCGUUACCCAUCGGCGUCGGCAGACCCUUUUCACCGGGGCACGUGCCCCGUUGUGGAUCUGCGGUGCCUGGGUAUGCCUGGGGCACUGAUUUUUUAAUUUAUUUAUUUAUUUAUACCUUUAAUUUUUUUUUAUUUAAGUCUGACUCAUCUGGCAAUCUACAGAAUGCAUGCUUGCAUUUUUUUUCUUAAAAUGGCCUAUAGACUUUCGUUAGAAUUUAAGUCCGACACACGGACAGAGUAAUUAGAAUCCACUUGCGGCCACUCGGAGCAUGUUGCAGCCGGAGAGUUGCCUGUAACACAGAGCCAGGAGUUCGUCAUAUCUUAGGCUAUCUUUAAGAAACACGGUACUAGUCCUCCUAGUAAAGACACACUAAAACAUUGAUUGUACAAAAUUUGACACCCUGAAGAAAUUUACUAUUUGAAUUAGCCUACGUCAAUAGAAUGCAUGGUGCCCCCCUCAUUGGCCGGCCGCGGCACACACUGAGGAGAGAAUCAUUCUCCUUGAUAUCGACUUUUUGAACCUGUCCAGCACAGCGUCAGCGACCAUUCACUCUGGCCGGCGUGAAGUGAAGUAAACAGUAAGCGUUACAUUUUUAUCCUCUGGAAGCAUAGAAUGUCUAACAAAUGUGUAUGCCUUUCAUCAAAUAAGGUGAAGGGGCGUCUCUGAAGUGGUGUUAUUAGCUAAUGUGGUCACGUCUGUCGUUAUGCUAUAGUAGCCAGACAGUUCGCUAAUAUAUUAACCCAUUUAUGCCUAAAACGCCUGCUAAAAACGCCUGCUAAAAUCCUAUGCUAUUCUAGGAAAAAGAACCUCAUUUCCUGAGGUUUUUCUGAGAAAAUAGUAAGAAUUGUCAACGUCUACAUAAACCUUAAUAUCUAAGCCUCUGGAGCACCUAGAAACAUGAAAUAAAAAGCAUUUUAAAGGUAAGAACUACAGGUUUUAUUAAAACAUGCUCCCUGAGCACAACCAUAACAGCAACAUUUUAAAAAGAUUCUCAAAACAAGAUUAAGAAGAAAAAACAGUAUAAAUCAAUGAUAUAAAAUACAACAAAUAACAUUUUAACCAAAGCAUGGUAAAGGCACACCCCUGACCUGCAGAUCCAGCAACAACUUCACGCUGGUGUAAAAGUUGUCCAUGUAAACACACAAGUUUGACCCAAAAUACGGUUUAGCCAGGUAUGACACAAUCCGGUAAGCCAGGCCUGUCUCGGUCUUGCCUGCAAUGGCCCCUGUGUAAACUUGAAAAUUGUUUAUGUAGCCUGUAUUGCUCUCUGCCAUGACCCACACCUUUAUCCCCCACUUCACCGGCUUCAUGGGGAGGUACUGCCGGAAGGCAAGGCGUCCCUUGUAUUUUACCAUGGACUCAUCCACGCUCACAAACCCAUUGACCUCAUAGAGGGCCUGGAACUGAUGCAAGAGGAGGUCCAUGAACCGCUGGAUCUUCCACAGAUUAUCGGAUUUAUCCAAGGCAGGGUCCAAGUUAUCUUCUAGAUGGAGAUAUCUGAAAAUGCAUAUAUGACAAAGAAUUUGAGCCUGACAUUUAUUUCCAUCAUUGUGUUUAUUUGUAUUAUGUUAUUUAUAGUAUUUAUAUUCAUAAUUGUAUUACUAUUUAUUCAUUAUUCCAUUAUUGUAUUUAUAACUAACAUCAUUGUAUUUAUUCAAUAUCAACCAUCAUCACCAUUAGUAAUUGCUAUAGCACCACUAUCAUUACUGGCCAUUCCGUUUUCUAAGAGAAGAGAAUGGAACUCGGAAGAGAGCACAAGAAAAGAAAACAUAAAUAUUUACCUCCAGAUCAUGUCGAAAUGGUCCCUUGACAUUUGUUUGGUAGAGCCACUUAGUUUGCCUCCAGUAAUCGCGGCGUGCUGGUAGCUUUAAAAUUCCAAAGCAAAGACACAGCCCGAGGAAUGUUUUCAUUUCUGUUUUCGGGACCGGGGUCCACUUGAGGUCGCGGGGGUCUGAGCUCGUACCUGUUGCGCGUACCGAUUCGUUGGAAUCCGAUCCAGCGGAUCAACCGGCACAAAAUCAUUCUCGUCCUCAUUCUCAUACUCAAAUCCCUUGAAUUCUAUGACAAUAUCACUGCCAUCGCUAUCAAAAUCCUCCAUGUUCAUUGCUACUUCUCGGUCGCCAGCUAGACGCGUCGCUAAAAACAAACAUAGAAUAUCGCGUGGCUAUAUGAUUGAUUGACGUGAUUUUCAGCCAACCAAAGUUCGUUUUGGUGGUCUCCUGAUCUUUACCAAAGCCUUAAGACCCACCCCAUGUGUAUUUUUAACCAACCAGAGUGAGUUAUAUGCUGCAUUCGUCAUGAAAACAGCACGUGUACAAAAUGCUGCGCUACGCAGCAACCGGCAGGAAAGCCUAUGUUGCGCUACGCAGCAACCGGCAGGAGGGGCUAUGCUGCGCUACGCAGCAUCCGGCGCCAAUGGGUUAAACUGUAGCGAUAACUGUUUAAGCUGGACCUGUUGAUCGAAAAAAAAUUUGGCUUGCGCGCUUUGCGCGCUCGCAUGGAUUUUUCAUGCCCUAUUGUGCCCCUGUAUGGUAUUGGGUAAGCUGACGCCCCUGGCGUUACCCUUAAUGAGUGGCGUGGCACAAACAACCUGGUUCAUGCAGAUUUCGAUAGGAAUGCACUAGGGAUGGGCGUGAGGAAUCGAUUACUCGAGUACUCCUCGUUACAAAUGAACUCGGUUUAUGGACAGGCAAACUCGAGUUUGCAUAUACACACACAUACAAUACAAUACACACAUACAAUAGAAUACAAUUUUCUGUGCGGUGCCACUAACGCAUGCCGUCACGUCGGCACAAAGCAAAUGAAAUGUAUACAAUUUCUGUGUGGCGCGUGCCGUGCCGUGUGCAGGCACGCCAGAAUUCAAAAAGUUAAGAGAUGGCGGUUAAAGCAAAGCGCAGCGAAGAAUUGAAAUACUUUAAAGAAAAAGGAGAUCAUAAGGUGAAAUGUAAAAUAUGCCAAGCGAAAUCGAGCUACCAGAGUAUGGCUACUACAAGUUCUAUGCGGCAACAUAUGCUCCUGAAACACAACUGUGAGUUCGGGAAAGCAGACCCCCAGCAACCAAGUGUGUUGGCUAUUUUCACCGCCGCAAGAUGCUUCUGUAAUCCCGGCCGUGAAGAGAGGAUCGCUGAGUAUUUCCAUAGUCCAUUUGCUGCCAUUUUAUUUGCAGCUUUAAAUUAUUUGCAAUGGUUAGGCUACUUGUUUCGUUUUUUUUUUUUUUUUAAACCGUUACAGGCCUUGGUUCGACGUGAUUUAAAUUGUGAGACGCAUAUUUAUUUUUGUAAGGAAAAUGUGUUUUGAACGUUUGCAAAAAUAAAUAAUGAAUACUUUGAUAACUCUGACUAUUUUGAUGGAGAAUAAGCAUUACAUGUUUGGUUGGUAAUAUUGCCGUUCAUCAUUAGGCCUAUUCCUGCUGCAGAAUUGUUGCAUUCUGAAAAAUAGAUUUGAUUAAACGAGUACUCGAUUGAUUCUCGAGGAAUUCCUUCGAUCACUCGAGUUUGGAAUUUACUACUCGUGCCUGCACCGUUAUGAAAAUUUUGGCCGAUACCGAUAUUCAAUAUUAAUUUUGCUGUUAUGGCCAAUAACCGAUAUUUACAGUUAUCGAUAUAUGUUUGUUUUUCUUUAAUUCUUAGAUGAUAAAUUACUAAGACAAAUUCCUGGCUGGUGUAAAACCUCCUUGGCAAUUAAAUCCUUUCUGAUUCUGAUAAAAUUUUGUACAGACUGAAAAUCAUGCAAACUGAAUUUUUGAAUAUCUUCCUUUAUUUUCAGAACGUAUUUAACUUCCAAAUAACAAGGUUACAGGGCUACCAUGAAACAUAAGUAACCAACCUUUACCACCCAACCUAUACUCUAAAUAUAAACGCGUUGUCUGAUUACAGUUUAAUUCAUUUUUCACAAUUUACCAGCUCUCGUUUUGAAGAAUAAUCACAGCGCCAUUCGUUUCAAUGGGAAUCGCGACGGUCUAAGAUUUCAACAUAAAGUGUGCAUAUUUAUAAUUCGAAAUUCGUCCCAGCCUUUAUACAACAGAUACUCUAGGGUAUAUAGCAUAUAACCGCAUUGUCUGAUUACAGUUUAAUUCAUUUUUCACAAUUUACCAGCUCUCGUUUUGAAGAAUAAUCACUGCGCCAUUCGUUUCAAUGGGAAUCGCGACGGUCUAUACUUUCAACAUAAAGUGUACAUAUUUACAAUUUGAAAUUCACCCCAGCCUUUAUACCACAGAUACUAUAGGGUCUAUAGCAUAUAACUGAGUUUCCUGAUUACAAUUUAAUAUAGCAGUAAGCUGACAACAUCGCUAAUUAACACCGCAACUGCAAAUUAACCACACGGAGAUAACCAUGGCAACCGGUCAAACAAAUUUACUUUUUGCGAUCAUUCUGCGCGAGCAUCCGCCGUGUUGAUAAACAAAUAAUCCCCCUAUAUACAUGGCCAAAUCCCACUCCCCCUCCUUCUCCCUCUCCCGACACACAAACAGCAACUAGAGGAUAUACAUCGGUUGUGGAUAUCGGCCCAAUUUUACUCAUCGGACCGAUGCCGAUAUGUUAAAAAAUGACAAACAUCGGCCAAUACCGAUAUUAAUGCCGAUAUAUCGUGUAUACCUAGAUUUCGAGUGAUUCAACUCACAAAAAUGUAUUGGCAGAAAGAAAAGUUGGCGUUCACAAGAGUUCCAAUAUUCUUCAAAACACUUGCACGAUCAAACUUGUGUACUGUGAGUAGAAUACUCACUUGGCCUUUGGUGUGACUGCACUGUUCGAAUCGCGGCAGUGAAAAAUGGAUUCAACUCCCAACCUCGUGUAGCAAGUGAAUCUGAUUCUGAGCCUAUGCUCCGUAAAUAAAAUAUCCUGUGGAUUUAGAGGAUUCAAUUAUUGUGGAGUUUUAUUUGUAAUCCAAGGGUAAAAGGGUCUAUCGCAUGUCAGUUGUUGGAUGAGGGGGAUUAAGGUAAAUGAUUGUGCAUUCUUUAAAUCAUCCCUGUUUUGGAGAUGGUUGUUUUAGAGGUAGUUUUUCCGAUUCAUUAAAGGGAAACUUCACCCAUUUCACACAAGCUUUGUAUUUUUAGAACCCCCCGCAUAUUUUUGAAUGGUCUAGCAUCAUUCCCUUAUUUUCUGGAAAGACUGGAGAGAUCCGUAUCGAUCUCCAACACUUCCUGUUUUUAAUGACGCAAUAUGACGAUUUUUGCGUACAAGAAAACAGGAAGUGUAAGAGGAGAUGAUUCUCGAAAGACUACAACCACUAGUCCCACCCCCCUCUAGGGGGUGGGACCCACUGACGCUACAGACCUAUUAGAGCAGUGCCAGUGGGUGGGACUUCACCAGCAGAAACUAACAUCCACAGCGUCUGAAGCUAAGAUAACAGAGGCUGUUGAUAAAACUGAAGUACAUUGGCGGAGGGUACUGGAUCUGACAUAGAAGAUGGCUCCAUGCAAAAGUUCCCCAUUUCGAAAGAAAUACAAACGAGGACUACCGUAUUUUCCGUACUAUAUGGCACACCGGAUUAUAAGGCGCACCUUUAAUGAAUGGCCUAUUUUAGAACUGUUUUCAUAUAGGGCGCACCGGAUUAUUAGGCGCAUAGAAUAGAAGAUACUGCAGUCAAACGUCUGACUGGGGUUGCGUUAUGCAUCGACAAGACCGAGCUGUGCUAUAGAGAAUGUCAACAAAACAGUCAGAUAAAGUCAAACUUUAUUAAGCGUUCUGACAACUCCGUUCACUCCCAUGGUAACGAUGUUCAAACGUUAAUGUGCAUAUUAACAAUAUCUGAUCAAUAUCUCUUAACAAUAAGCUCACCUUUUCAGUUCAUUCCCCGUCUACGAAUUCCUCGAAUUCUUGUGUGUGCGAAUUGAACAGUUGGGCGAGUAGGCCUACGGCAUCCAACAUGCCCGGAUUCCUCUCGUCAUUGUCCGAGUCAUUGUCGCUGUUGUUGCCUGGCAGUUCAGUGAUUAUUCCUGCCUUCGUGAAAGCUUGGACCACAGUGGAGACUGUUAUAUAAGCCCAGGCAUCCACGAUCCAUUGGCAGAUAGUGGCGUAAGUCGCCUGGCGCUGUCUCCCCGUCUUGGUGACGUGUAUUCGCCUUCUUGGCCCCGUCCACACGAAACCUAUUUUUUGGGUGAAACCGCAUAAAAAAACGCUUUUGGUGGACACGGGCUACGGCCACACCAAACGCGUGUAACGUGCCUAACUUGUCGCUUGAUCAUUGUGUGUCACAAAAAUUGGUUCAAUGCGCCAAGGCGCCUGUGGCUGCGCUGGAUUUAGGAGUCCGAGGUAGGAAACCCAAACGCCGCCAUGUUUGGGUGCAUGAUAGAGUUAAGAUCGGGUUAGAUUAAAUAAUCUCGGAUAUAAAUAACAAUAAUAUAGUCCGCCAAGACGUUGAGGUUGCUUAGCAACCAGAGACGCUGUCCAUGCAAGUGAAUGGAGCGUUCCCUCUUCGUCAUAACUAUCAAACCAAACAUCCUUCAAAUUCAACGAGCGAACGUUAUGAAAUUAAAAUGCACAUUUCUCGCUUUUUUUUUUUUUUACAUAAACGCAUUUAAUGGCGUAACUAUGUUACUAUUUCCACCCAGAAUAAGGAAAGAUGUCGGCCGUAUACUUCUGUGCAAGCGUCACUACUCUAGUGACGUCGGUUCAAGCUCCACGCUGAUUUGUUCCAUUAGUAGAUGGAACAAGGAGGUGUCCGAUAGGCGGAGAUGAUCAGCGGGAGUGGCCGCCAGCGAAGCUGUGCAUGGUGGGAGUUGUUGUCUUCAAUCCACAAGCGCCAAAAAGUCAUUUUCUGCCUUUUCUCGGUCAAGACGGCACCAAAUUAGAAUUUUAUUUUAUUAUUCGACUAGAUAUAGGACCCAAUUUCAAUACAUAUUCAUGUCUGCACCGGUGAAAUGCUCCUUUAACCCAAAGUAGGCUAUCACUCUUUUAAAGGAGGUGGCUAACUGCUCAACCGAUAUUCACGUCUCUGAGUGCAAGUAAACUUUGCUUGUAGCACCGACUGCUAUCAAGAUGAAUGAUCACCGCAUACAACACAAAACGCUAAUUAUAUAAAUGUAGGAAACCACUAUGGAUGCAAUAAGAGGACUGUGUGAUUUACAGCAAAAAACUGUUGGUUCGCGGCUGCAGAUGUUGAAAUGGCUGAAAUGAAAUGCUUAGAGUACUCAACCAAUCAGAUGUUCAGCACUGCAAACCCAGGCCUCAAGACUAACCUUUCUACGGCUCUCACUGGUGACACUGUUUCAUUUGGUAGCACCCUUACAUAUUUGAUCGUAACCUUCUAUUAGCCACUUUUUCGCAGUAUUGGCAGCAUGUCCUUUGUCGUGUACUAUCCAUCUGUUCAUUCGUUUGAACAAUUAACACACUUGAAUUAAGUUGUCUAAUGUUUUUAAUGCAGUUUUUUAUUUUUUGUCUUUACCACCGGUACCUCCUUCCCAUCCAUUAUCAAAAAGCUCUACCUACUAAUAACGGUCUGCUUAUUAAGUAAUAAUAAUAAUAUUAGUCAAAUUACAAUUAUUAUACAUUUAUUUAUUUAUAUAUUUAUAGGUUUAUUUCAUUGAAACUUUUUCCACAAUGUACAAAGCACAUUUUUAGUUUUCUUAUCAAAGCAGGGUCUUGAUUGGAAUUUAAGUGGUCUUGUUUGUUAAUAGUGCUCCCCUACCAGCUCCAUCAUAAAGCCGCGAGAAAACCGCCAGCACUGCUCAAGACCUAGGCGUGAAUCGCAGUGCCGUCCAUUACGACUCGUUAUACACAGAACAAAACCUAAAGUUGAAUCUUUUGACGGGUGAUAUAUAUAUUAGGGAUGUCCCGAUCCGAUAUUGAUAUCGGAAAUCAGUCCGAUAUCAGCCAAAAAAGUGAAUAUCGGAUUUUAUCGGACUGAAUCUAAAAACUCAGAUAUAAGCGCUCCGAUAUAAGCUGUCCAUUUACCGCUCCAGGACUUCUAUAAUAGGUGACUCUGGUUUGAUCACACUCCAACACAGUAGGUGGUAAUGCCCCUUAAUUAACAUUGGUGCCGGCCGCGGAAGAGCGUCUCUGAUCCAGCAUGCACAGCCCACGUGAUCACAACGACAACGUGUGUGCCUGCAGCAAGGUGUAGUGAUGUCGGCUGUGUGGAAGUAUUUUACCGUUAACUCGGACAAAGACGUUGCAGCUAAAUGCAACAUUUGUCAGGCGUGUCCCGUGGAGGGACAGAACCGGGAAGGUUCAAUACAAGCAACCUCAUCGCACAUUUGAAAAAACACCACAAAAAAAAACAUGAGGAUUUUCGCGAGAGCAGCAAGGCGAAGCAACAAGCCUCAUGCUCGCUUCAGCAACCCACGCUGGCCGAAAGCUUUGCAAGACGUGACAAACUCCCACGGGACAGCAAAAAGGCAAUGGCCAUAACAGAAAAGAUAGCCCAGUUUAUUGUGCUUGAUGACCAGCCCCUGUCUGUGGUGAGUAAUGUCGGGUUUAAACGCUUAAUGGAGCACCUCGAACCUCGCUACAUUAUUCCUAGCCGCCACUAUAUUGUAGACAAAACUAUACCCCGGAUGCACGAAGAGGUUAAAAAGUGUAUUGCCGCACACGUGGAGAAGGCUAAUGCUAUAAGCUUCACCACCGACAUCUGGAGCUCAGACCAUCGUCCGCUGUCUCUGUUGAGCUUGACUGCGCACUGGGUGGACACUGACUUCACACUGCAGAGAGCAGUGUUACAUGCACGUGAAUUCAGGGGAUCGCACACAGCUGAUGCAAUCACGCACGCCAUGGAGGAGAUGCUGCAUGACUGGAAGAUUGAGAAAAAUAAGGUCCAUGUCGUUUUAAGAGACAAUGCUGCUGACAUGAAAAAGGCAAUGAAUCAGCUAGGUGUGUCAAGCUUAGGAUGUUUUGCUCACACUCUUCAGCUUGUAGUCCAUGAAGGGGUCUUGUCACGGCGAGCUGUAAGUGAUGCACUAGCCAACGGGAGAAAAAUAGUGGGCCACUUCAAACAUUCCCCCAAGGCUUAUUCGAGCCUUGAAGACCUGCAAAUAGAGCUGAAUGUCACACCAAAACGUCUCCAGCAGGAUGUCCAGACACGAUGGAGCAGUACAAAGUACAUGAUUGACAGCCUCAUUCAUCAAAAACGGCCACUGCAUGCCUACUCAUCUGAAGAAAACCACACCCUGCCAGCCAUUCUAACAGCAAACCAGUGGGGGCUGUUAGAGAAGACCUCAAAGGUUCUGACCCCCUUUGAAGAGCUAACAACUCUAGUCAGUGCCGCCUCUGCUACCACAGCCGAUGUCAUCCCCUCUGUCCAUGCACUGGUACGGUUUCUCAGUAAGGAGAGUGAAGAUGAUCAUGGGAUCCUAACUAUGAAAGCCACCCUUCUGGAUGCAGUCCACAGACGUUUCAGGCAUGUGGAAUCCGAGCCCCUCUACACCGUGGCAACACUGCUGGAUCCACGUUAUAAAGACAAGUACUUCACAAACCCGGAAAACCUGGGACAUGCAAAAGCAGCGUUAAAGGCAGCGGUAUGUAAAGUAGAAGAAGAGCUGAAGACCACGCCUCCACCCGAUGUGACCGAGCCAGUGGACAAGACUCCACGGAUGGCGGGUGCAAGCAGCAGCCUUGGCAGCAUCUUUGACGAAAUACUGGAGGAGAGCAGCACAGCAGCAGGUCCGUCUGACCAGAUCACCACAGGGGCAAUCUGUGAAAUGGAGAGCUACUUCUGUGAGGCUCCGAUUGAACGGAAGAGCAGGAAGGAGAAGGAGGAGGAGGAGUAGUAAGGGUAGUCAGCACUGACUGAUUAUUAUUUGUUUUAUGUUCUUGUUAUUAGAGUGAUAUGUUUAUUGUGUUUACACUCUAUUCUUCAGUGAAGACUAAGAGUUAUUACUACAUUGUUUUGGGCACAGUCAGUCAGUGAAACUGGAGCUGUGUGAACUCUUAACUUAGAGCAGUUGGACAGUGGACAAUAUUGUGUUGUUUUUGUUGUUUUUGUCCCUGCCCAAAGUUGUUUCCAACAUAUGCUGACAGUGAACUUGAAUUGUUUGCACUUUAACAUUUAAUUUAUUCUAUUCAAUUGUAUAAUGAUGUUGGUUACCAGUGGUUAUUUUGCACUUUAAAUGUAACAUUUUGUUUUUAUUGGAUUUGUUGAGGUAAUACUCUUAUGUUGAAGGUUAAAAUUUAUGUAACCAAUUGGUUAAUAAUAAAUGGGUCAGUUUUCCUAUACCUACUGUUGCUGACUAUUGUUUUCUGUUAUAUCACUACAACAUCAGUAACAGUAACAUCACUUUAUCAAGCCUUUUCUAACAUUCCACACAACAAAAUAAGGAAUAAAUAUAUGUAUGAUUUGUGCCUGUAUCGUAUUGAUAUCGGUAUCGGCCAAUACUCAAGGCGACAAUAUCGGUAUCGUAUCGGAAGUGAAAAAGUUGUAUCGGGACAUCCCUAAUAUAUAUAUAUAUUAGUGCUGUCAAGCGAUUAAAAUAUUUAAUCACAUUAUUGUCAUAGUUAACUCACGAUUAAUAGCGAGUAAUCGCGAUUAAUCGCAAUUCUUUUUUCUAUGCUAAAUAUCCCUUGAUUUCUUGUCCCAUUAAUUGUUCUCAUUUUAAUGCUCUUAUCAACAUGGAGAAGUGCAUCGGCUUGCCUUGUGCAAAUGUUUUUUUAUUGAUAACAACAUUGGCAUAUACUGAUCAAAACAGGACGAUACAAAAAAAGAGCCUAUAGUGCAAUUAAACGAUUGCUUUGAACAAAUGUAAUUUGAACAUAGCAGUCAGGCAACUGCUUCUUUGUUUUGAGCCAAAGAAAAAAAAAAAAAAAGUUUAUUUUAAAUAAAAUAAUUGCGUUAAUCGAGCGAUACAAUUUUUAACGCAGUUAAAAUUGGUUUGCGUUAACGCCGUUAAUAACGCGUUUAACUGGCAGCUCUAAUAUAUAUAUAUAUAUAUGUAUGUGUGUGUGUGUGUGUGUGUGUGUGUGUGUAUGUGUAUAUGUAUAUAUAUAUAUAUGCAUCCCCAUGAUGAAUGUCUUCAGCCCUGAGCCCGCCCACCCCCCAAGCAGGGACUUUUCUGGGGGUAAAAUAAUGUCCCUGGAACCUAGAGACUCGUUCUUUCAAAGGUUUCUUGUUCCUUGGUGGGUAUUGGUCAUCUACAUCGCAGUCCCAGGGCAGACACACUACAAAAUACAUGUCAGAAUACAUAUAAUAAAAUAUGUUAUUGUUAUAAUAUUUACAGCAGGCCACAUUCCCAAAGAAGCACGCACACACACACACACACACACACACACACACACACACACACACACACACACACACACACACACAGCAGGGUGCUACCGACACAAUUAUCCUGUUAAUCCUGUCAGGGUUCGGAUUGGCUGCUGGACCCUCUUUGUGUUUUUUCUGUUUUGGGGAGAUUUUUAAAGGGCAUUGAGUUUGAGGGAGAGAGAGAGAUCUGUGUGAGUCCUGAAGGGGUUGUAAGGAGCCCCUCUACCUCUGGAGAGAUGCAGGAGAGACACACACACAGAGCGUGCGAAGUCCAGUGUGGACCGACCAUUACCGCUGUUUAUUGGGGUUUGUGUUGUUAAAAGACUGAGGAAAUAGGAAAGCCCCUCAGCGAGGGGGAGAGGGAGAGCAGGGGCCCCCGGGGCCCGGUGGUGGUGGUGCCUCGGUGCGUCAAAGAGAGAGAGAGAGAGCCUUCAUAGUUGCAUGUGUGGUGGGGGUAUUUUGGAAGGUGUUGCCAUGGUUACUCAUGCAGCCCCAGGAUUUGUAAUGUGAUAGCUGGCUGCAAAACCGCAAUCAUGAAGUGGUACAAUUUGUGCUUGCGUCUGCGAGUGUUGCGUGAAAGUACUUUGUCUGUGUAAAGAGGAUGGAUGGGGGGGGGCGGGGGUCCCAGAGUUACCUUACCUGUCUCCAAACACAACCCUUCAACUGGGGUUGGGGUCAGGUUUCAGGUUGAUGGUGGGGAAGUGCACUAAAGCCUGUUGGGCUUUCCCAUAGCAGUGCACUCACUCACUCACUCACUCACUCACUCACUAGAGACACUGCAUGAUUCAUUACCUUGUGUGUUUUGCUAAUUUGUCAUGUUAAAAUUAAAGCUCCAAAGGUAACGUCUUGAGCUGUAGGAGGCCUUAGAUGAGCUUAAUGGCUGGUCAUCUUUAAUUGCGCAACAACAGCAAGCUAGCCGAGACACUUGGACCAUUCCCACGGCACUUGUUAAAAUAACCAUCAACAAUCACUUUGAUGGAAUUCCAUUAACGGACACACACACACACACACACACACACACACACACACACACACACACACGGGCGAGGGUUAUGUCAUUGUCUUCUUCAGAGGAUCAUGUUGUGGGGCUCUACUAUGCUUCUCCGGUAAACAAGGUAUUUACCAUUUUCCUCUUGUUUGUACAUUCAAACAAGAGGAGAGGGCUCCACAUAGUUUUAUCUAAUCUACCUGUAAUUUAGAUUAUGCUUUCGGUAAUUAAUAUUUAAAUUUAAAACCAGCCUUUGUUAAUGGUCCUAAUCACCCCUCCUAUACACUUAAUUUUGUGUGAUUGAGGGUGCUUGUGGUCCUCUUGGAUGCAAACAAACUCUUAAAUAUAUUGUACUAGUACUGUGUCAGACUGUUAAAAGCAGGAACACAAGGGGCGUAUAAACACGUCUCGAGUGCUUUUACAGCAAUUAGCAAACCAACAGAUUAAAAUAAUGAUCUGUCAGACGGUGGGGAAACCUAUUUUAAAGAGCGGUUUCUGUGUGGAAGGAAAACAAGCAAUUUAGACGGUGAUGGUAGCAUUGAGCAAGCUGUUGUCGCCGGACAGAAGAGGGGAAUUCAUCACUUUGCAAAUGUCACAGCUUAUGCUAGGGCUGGCCCGAAUGCCAUUUUUUAGGCUUCGAAUACUCGUUGGUUUUUCCGAGCGAAUAUUCGAAUACUCGUUCCAGAAAAAACAAAAACAACAUUAAUAAUCCCUAAAUACUCCCUGGAACCGAUUUUGACAGUAUCUGCAUAUUUUGUUGAAGAUUUAAUAGCUUUUGAACGUUAAUUAGUAGGCCUAAGUAGGUUGAAGUUCCUUAGAUUUUCCCCUUGAAAGCGAACAGCUGUUCGUUCCAAAUCAGCUGUUCUCUGCCAUCUCAGCCCUUACGGGAGCUUUUCAAUUCAUCCUGGAACGUGAAGCUUUUCAGGGAAUUUGUACAAUAAAUCCAUAACAAAUACCGAAUAGUGAUUGUCUUACGUGUCCAUAUUAUAUCCAUUAUAUUGACCGGGUAUUCCCAAGACGCUCACGCUCUGCAGCAAGCCAGUCACAGUAUAUGGGCACGGCGCUGUACAACGAACGUAAACAAACAACUAAGCUAAGGUUUUAAGUAUUACUUUUCCUCCAGAGAUCCCGCUAAUGUUGUGUUAUAAAGUAAAGGGAAACAAGAUAUCUAUUCUUCCUCCACCUCUCUCGCUUCUCUGCUUGGUGUCGCUGACGCUUAUAGUUUGCCUCCCUUGCUCUGGUAACGUCACGUACGUGAAAAAAAAAAAAAAAACGAAGCUCCGAAUACUGAUUUAAGCUUCGAAUACUAAUUUUCCGAACGAGUAUUCGAAUAUUCGAAUAAUUCGGGCAAGCCCUAGCUUAUGCAUCAUAACUUAACUUAACUGCCCACAUCUGAAAUGUAUUUGUACUUUUCGAAUAAAGGUUUUAAUUUAGGGGGAGGUAAGGAUUUGAUUAGACAGCACACGUACAAUGGAGGCUGUGAGGACAAGGGGACAUAGCAUAGCAUUGAUAUGCAAGGAAUAAAUCAUCAAAACAAAUCAAUGGAAUUCAAUGCAUCGCCUACCCCAUGAAACAUUACUUUAGGAUGGUGGUUCAUUUUUCUUAUACGAUAGUUAUCAACAAUGAUUAGAUGAUGGUUAGCUUUUGUCCACAACUUUAUUGGUUUUGCAUCAAAUAUACAACUGAAAUUCCAAUAUUGUUUUGGGGUGCUUUGGGCAUAUUGUUUGUGUUUUCCAAGAAACAUCUGGUGGAUCGUUUUUUUUAAACAUUGAUAGUGUUUGAUUGGUAGUAAUGCUGUACGAUUUGGUGAAAAAGUCAAAUUGCCACUAUAGUGGACAAUAUUGCUAUUGCGAUAUAAUAAACAAAUUGUCAUUAGUCUACUUGCUUGGUUUUCAAGGAAAAUGCACACAGAUUACUGAUCAUUUUUAAAUGUUUAUUUCUCAACUCAAACAUACAAACUUAAGCUAUUAUAAAAAAAUACAAAAACUAUAAACUGUGUACAGUACUGUUUUCAAAAUUACAAUAUUUUACAAAAUUAAAUAAAUAAAAAAUAAAUAUCUUAAUAAUGGCAUUUCUGCAGUGCAAACUUGUUAGAUUUCCUCAAUAGUAAAAGUAAAUAUAUAUUUUUUAAUAAAUAAGGAAAUACAAAUAAAAUAUAUAUAUAUAUAAACAUAGCACCAAAAGUAAGGAAAUUUGUGUUUGGUAGAUUAUUUCUCUGUGGUAACAAAAAAUGCUUUUUGGCAAUAAAUCUUAUACCGUUGGAUAGCCUGUUUAGUUCCCUUUCAAAUGGUGCCCCAUUUCCAAGGAACAUGCAUUUGUGGGAUGAGCAGCAGCGCUGAGUAUGUGGGUUCCGCCCAUGAAAAAUUUGCCAAAUAUUUUCUGCCGUUGCCAAACAGGGUGUUUUGCUGUUUCUAUUGACACUUGUUUUGAGCUUCUGGUACCCCCAGUUGCUGCCAAUCAGGUGCCCAAUUUAGGGCUGGGCGAUCUGGGCCAAAAUGAAUAUCUCGAUAUUUUUUUACUACAUCUCGAUACACGAUAUGUAUCUCGAUAUAUUUUGAAUCUCCUCUAGAGCACACAUCAUAAAUGCUCGAUUCAACCAUGUCUGGCAUAAUGUUACGUCAGUAAUAAUUCUAGAAUAUUCCUGAAACAUAAGUCUGCAUGUCGAUUACAUGAAACAACAUAUUGUUUAAACUAGGGAUGGGCGUGAGGAAUCGAUUACUCGAGUACUCCUCGUUACAAAUGAACUCGGUUGGUGGACAGGCAAACUCGAGUUUGCAUAUACACACUAGUGUUGCACCGAUGCCAUUUUUUGGCACCGAUACUGAUACCUGGCUGUGCAGUAUCGGCCGAUACCAUACCGAUACCACUCUGUUUGAAAUUGAUGUGUGUGUGUGUGUAUAUAUGAAGAGCUGCAUACUACUUGGAUGUAAAAUCAUUGCCAUCAUGGCUUUGUCAAGCUGCUGCCUACCUUUGUGAAGCAGGAAGACUAAUACAAAUUGAAUCCAGUAGAACUUUUUAUUGCCUACCUGGUAUGGGUGACAACAAUAGCUGAAUAAACUUUUGGCUCUCAAAGGCCAACAUAGUGCAACAUUCAUGAAAUUAGAACAUGUAUAAUAGAAGUGAACAGUGCAACAGUAAGAAAGUAAAAUACAUUAAAAUUACAUUACAUUAAAAAUACAUUACAAACUCUUAGAAACCCUGAGUUUUGGCUCUCAAAUGCCAAAAUAGUGCAACUUUCAUAAAAUUAUAACAUAAUACUAGUGUAUAAAACUAGUGCAACAGUAAGAAGUAGAACGUUAAAUUGUAUUAAAAUAAGAAAUAAUAUACAUAUGAGGUACAUUUGAGAGAUAGCUGCAUUAAUUUAACAUAUCUGAGGUAAGAACAAAUAGCAUUAAUCAGUGACAGAUCUGUCACACAACACCUAGUAGUGUUUACUCUUGUUUACUUUUGAGGAUUCAAGUCUUUGGGGUUCAAGCUCAGGUACAUUGGCAGAUUUUUCCUGAGGAAGAUUAGUGUUUCUACAUCUCCUGACAGCCUAUUCCUCUUCUCAUCAAGUAUGUUAGAAGCUGUGCUGAAAAGCCUCUCACUAUCUACGCUGGUGGAGGGAGCGGAGAGAAACUUUGCAGCUGUAGUAGCCAGGGAGGGGAACCGUUCUUUAUUCUUUCCCCAGUACUCGAUUGGGCUCUCUGUGCGGUGGAAUGUUUUCUCAGCCAGAUAUGUCUCUAUCUGCACCUGUGUAACUGUGCUGCUGGCCCCACCUUGUUCAGCAGCAUGCUCUUGCAGGAAUUCCUCAUACAGCCCCUUAAAGCAGCUGUUUGUGUUGGGCUCUGCUGUCAUCCGUGGGGUCUUACUGGCUGGGUCUGCUGCCUCGGUGGUGGUUGUCUGCAGUGAUGACUCCUCAUUUUUCUCCACCUCUUGGGUCAGUGCACUUCUUGCAAGCUUGCUGCUCUCUGCACUUGUGAAGUAUCUGCAGUAACAAAGUAAACAGAAUGGCAUAAUAUAGCUGUUAGCUCAUAUAUGCUGUUAUUUAGCACUGCAUUUAAUUACACACUAACACAAGAUGUUUAAACUUUACACUAUACAGCUCACAAUUAAAGUAACAUACCUGUCUUUGUAACGUGGGUCCAAUAUGGUUGAAACAGAGUACAAGGUCUCCGCCUCAACGGUCUGGAAUCUUGUGCCCAUAGCUGCUAGAAGUGUCGCCUUCAUUGUUUUUAUCCCGCUGUCCUCUGUGGUCUGUUUGGCCAACAGACGCUUCAGGACGACGUCUGAGGGGAUGACCUCUGAGGUGGUGGAGGUGGCGAAGCUGAUCUGUUUUGUGAUCUCUUCAAAUGGAGCCAGAAGAGUGUUGAUUUUCUCCAGCAAGGUCCAGUCACUUGCUGUCAGUGUUGCUGGGAGCUGGUGGUCUGCAGCAUAGAGUGAGAUGGCACUCUUUUGCUCCAGCAGGCUCGCAGUCAUAUAUAAAAGGUGCUGUUCCAGCGGGUGGGAACAUCUUGGAUCAGACGUUUGACUGGCAUUCCCAGUCCCGUCUGGACAGUUUCAAGUCUUGAUGUGGCCAAUGGGGAAUGUUUGAAGUGCCCAAUUAUUUUUCUCCCACUGGCCAGCGCAUCGCUCACACUUCGCUGGGACAGCAGUCCAUCGUGCACCACGAGUUGAAUCAUGUGCGAGAAACAUCUCCCAGGUCCCUCAUUGCCUUCUUCAUAUUGCUUGCAUUGUCCCGUAGAAUGGCAUGGACCUUUAAUAAUAAUAAUAAUAAUGUAAUUAUAAUAAUCAAUAUUAACCAAAGCUUUGUGUUGAAAUGUUAAUUUUUUGACGGUAUAAUUGUUUUAUAAAAGCAAUAUAGCAUUACCUACCCCACUCCCACGAGUGCUAUAUUGCUUAAAUAGACAAGUCGCAAUAGAGAGCACGACACACACACACACACACACACACACACACACACACACACACACACACACACACACACACACACACACACACACACACACACACACACACCCCUUUACGGCUCAAAUUACUGCCGCAAAUUACUGCGGCAUUUCUUUCAAAGUCUAGACUAGAAAAGUUACGUUACCUUUGACUUCGAGAUGCUCCAGUUGAGCAGCAUGCACUCUAUUGCUCCUGCAAUAGCUUCGCCCGUGUGUGAUCCCUUGAAUUCAUUCGCAUGAAGUAUGACGCUUUCUGGAGUGAAUGUUUCCAAGUUUACCCAGUGGGCUGUCAAGCUAAGCAGGGAAAGUGGGGAGACUUGGCUGCUCCAGAUGUCAGUUGAAAAGCUUAUGGUCCCUGCCUCCCCUAGCUUUCCUAAAACAUGCUCCGUUACUUUAUGUUUUAGUGCAGGGAUAGUCGUCCCCGUGAUGUAUUUGCGACUUGGGACCUUAUACUUAGGUACUGCGUGAGCCAUAAAAAGCCGGAAGCCCACGCUUUCAACGAAGGAGAGGGGCAGGUUACAGAGAACAGUCAUCUCGGUUAUUUUCUCGGACAUCUGUCUUGCUGCUUCACUCUUCUCGUCCCACUGCUCUUUCGCACGAAGUGAACUGACCAGGGAUCGUUGCUGCGGUCCAUCCCGCUUUCUCUUGCUAGCUGCAGUUGCCUCAGUCUCGAACUCUUUGUGUUCGUUCACAUGUUUCGACUUCAAAUGUUUUAUCAGGUUCGAGGUAAACUGCCCCGUUUAACUCCACUUCUCGAAACUUUCAGGUCGCAAAUCUUGCAUUUAGCCAAUGUACUCGCCGGCGUUUCUAUAAUGAAAUAAUUCCACACUGCAGACAUUUUCUUCUCCUGGUUUGUUUUCCCGCCGCAUGAAAAAGACGGUUAAGAGCGGCUAUUGGUCCGCUCUCAUUGGUCAGGAGCAGGCCAAUAGCGAUAGUGAGUGUCGGGAGAGAGAAGGUUGCGUUUAAGUGACAUACAAGCAUCAAAAUGGUAUUGGUGCACUAUUUGUUGGUACUCGCCGAUUCCGAUACCACCAUUUUAGUGCUGGAUCGGAUCUCCUUCCGAUACUGGUAUCGGAAUCAGAAUUAAAAAAGUUAAGAGAUUGAGGUUAAAGCAAAGCGCAGCAAAUAAUUGAAAUACUUUAAAGUAAUAGGAGAUCAUAAGGUGAAAUGUAAAAUAUGCCAAGCGAAAUCGAGCUACCAGAGUACUACAAGUACUAUGCGGCAACAUAUGCUCCUGAAACACAAUGGUGAGUUCGGGAAAGCAGACCCGCAGCAACCAAGUGUGUCGGCUAUUUUCACCUCCGCAAGACGCAGCUGUAAUCCCUGCCGUGUAGAGAAGAUCACAACGCUGAGUAUUUCCAUACUCAUACGAGUUAUUAGAGUAUUCAUUAUUUAUUUUUGCAAACGUCAAAACACAUUUUCCUUACAAAAAUAAAUAUGCGUCUCACAAUUUAUUUCCAUAUUUCCAUAGUAUUUCCAUAGUCCAUUUACUGCCGUUUUAUUUGCAGCUUUUAAUUAUUUGCAAUGGUUAGGCUACUUGUUUUCUUUUUUUUUUUUUUUAAACCGUUACAGGCCUUGGUUCGACGUGAUUUAAAUUGUGAGACGCAUAUUUAUUUUUGUAAGGAAAAUGUGUUUUGACGUUUGCAAAAAUAAAUAAUGAAUACUCUAAUAACUCGGACUGUUUUGAUGGUGAAUAAGCAUUGCAUGUUUGGUUGGUAAUAUUGCCGUUCAUCAUUAGGCCUAUUCCUGCUGCAGAUGCGUUGCACUCUAAAAAUAGAUUUGUUUCAACGAGUACUCGAUUGAUCCUCGAGGAAUUCCUUCGAUCACUCGAGUUUUGAAUUUACUACUCCUGCCCAUCCCUAGUUUAAACUCAAUAGUGCUUUCUAUUGGAACAAUUUAGAACUUACAAAUAAGAAAAGGAAAAUCACAGCAAGUUAGAUUUACCAACACAGCAUUUAUUCAAACCGUUAAUUAUUUAUUAACGGUUUGAAUAAUAAUGAUUUGAUAUUCACUGCCAGACGACGGAUCCAUUGCUAUUUUUUUUCGAAACCAAAUCCUCAGUUUCCAUCCUUUUUUCUCUCUCUUGAUCUUCUCACUCGCCGAUCGGAGGUACACACACCUACAGCAGCGCGCCUUCCAGACUAUGUCACACACGCGCGUCCAUGAGAAUCUCGCGGACUCGCAACGGGCGGGGGGAGUGAGUGUGUUUAAUGCAUAUGAGUCUGUGAGGCAGAGAGCCACAGGAAAGAGCGAGAGAAGGGAACACUGUGCGUUCACACCAAACGCAACAUUUGUCGCCCGUUCGUGUUGUCGCCGAAGUUUUGUCGCGCCACAAAUCAUAAUCUGUCGACUGUCGCUGUGCAAAUUUUGUCGAAUUUGUCGCGCCAAAACAAGAUAACCACAAUUGCAUGUCUUUACCUUUUGUGGAAGAGGGAGAGACGUCGGAGGACGCGACGCAGUCUAUUCAUAAUAUUGUAAUGACCACGGAAGAGGCAGUGAAUGAAGUAUUGAUUAGACAGAGAUUUAUUAGAUGGGCCUACCUAAUAAACCGUUGGAACACACAAGACCGGAAACCAUAGCAACGCCGGUAAACAUACCCCGAGAAGCUAAAGCCCUAUGACCUCCCCACGCUACAGCCAUCCGGAGGCGCACAGAGCUUUUGGCCAUGAUAUUAUAUAUACAAUUUAGCGAUGCAAAUUAUCGAGUAAUUCAUUAAUCGAUAGUUGUUUCAUCUUAUCGAUCGAUGAUCGAUUAAUUGAUAAGCGGCAAUUCUUCUGAGAAGCAGAAUUUCCUUCUGAAUGUGACACAUUUAGGUGGUAAUUCAACGAAGUCAUUUAGUUGUACUUUAAAAUACUUCCACAUAUUGUGUAUUUGGCGUCUUUGUCGUCAUUAACCAACUUAAAGUGGCUCCAUACUGCACUCCGUUUUGCCCUCUUCAUCGUAUCAGUGUCCCGCUUUUCGUUUGUCUUGUCCUGCUUCGCUUGUGUUCCCGCGUGUGCGUCAAGUACGUCUGGCGUCAAGCGCGCCCUCACGUGGACGGUUGGGGAAUUGCGGGUUAAAAAUGCGAUUAAUUGCAAGUAAUUUAUUUUAAUCGAGUAAUCUCUUAUCGACAAUUAAUCGAUAAUCGAUUAAUUGUUUGCAUCCCUAAUACAAUUAUAUUAUAUUAUAUACUUAUUAUAUUAUACUUAUUAUUAUAGAUAGAGCUCCGGGAGUCGCAAACGGCAACAAUCACUUUCUCCUCCAUGCUGCAGGUCACCCCGGACUGCACUGCACUGAGUUUGAU
Gadus chalcogrammus (walleye pollock) is the source of this 22168-nucleotide messenger RNA. Its product is annotated as zinc finger BED domain-containing protein 4-like. Lineage: Eukaryota; Metazoa; Chordata; Actinopteri; Gadiformes; Gadidae. The transcript is spliced from 2 exons. The record is from RefSeq and is a predicted model, not a curated record. Bases 9911 to 11494 code for a protein of 527 amino acids.